Messenger RNA from Cherax quadricarinatus, 1612 nucleotides. It is a transcript of the gene Pmm2, whose product is annotated as phosphomannomutase. Gene Ontology annotation, molecular function: phosphomannomutase activity. Gene Ontology annotation, biological process: mannose metabolic process; GDP-mannose biosynthetic process; protein N-linked glycosylation. The record is from RefSeq and is a predicted model, not a curated record. Gene Ontology annotation, cellular component: cytosol. NCBI's taxonomy places the organism in Eukaryota, Metazoa, Arthropoda, Malacostraca, Decapoda, Parastacidae.
ACAAUUAGCGAUGACAUGUAUCAAUUCAUGACACAAGUAAAGGAGACAGUAACGUGUGGGCUGGUGGGUGGUUCGGAUCUCAAGAAAAUAGCUGAGCAAAUAGGUGGUAUGGAUGCACUAUUCAAGUUUCAAUAUGUUUUUGCUGAGAAUGGUUUAGUGGCUUAUGAGAGUGGUAAUCUUAUUAAUAAAGAGUGUAUCCAAAGCCACAUGGGAGAAGAAAAACUACAGAAGUUCAUUAAUUUUUCCUUGCGAUACAUGUCUGACAUCACCUUGCCUGUAAAGCGUGGAACAUUCAUAGAGUUUCGCAAUGGUCUCAUCAAUGUUUGUCCAGUUGGUCGCAGCUGUUCACAGGAAGAACGAGACCAGUUUGGUGAAUAUGACAAAGAACACCGCAUCAGAGAAAAGUUCAUUCAGGCUUUAGAAGCAGAGUUUCCCGAUUCUGGAUUGGCUUUCUCCAUCGGUGGCCAAAUUAGCUUUGAUGUUUUUCCAAAAGGAUGGGACAAAACCUACUGUUUACGUUUUGUCGAAAAGGAUUUUGACACUAUUCACUUCUUUGGGGACAAGACAGAUAAAGGUGGUAACGACUAUGAAAUUUAUAAUGAUCAUCGCACCAUUGGCCACAAAGUUACUUCUCCCGAUGACACCAAAGCCCAGCUUAAGGAACUUCUGGGCCUUUAACAUGAUCUGCUUUUACAUGACCUUGUUACCAUGUACUGUUAUUGCCUAAUGUAGCUUGAAGAAAACUUUAAAUGAUGUCACAUGCAUUACCCUGAUUUUUUUUUAGGUGAUUAGAGUCAAAACCUAAAUCUUCUAUUAAUUACAUUAAAAAUAUUUGUUCAGUAUGUGCAUGAAAAAAGAGAAGGUAUCUAGAAUUAUCAGAGAUCAUGCAUAGCUUCCUCUUGUAAGGAAAAAAGAGGACGAGUGAAUGUAAAAAAAUUAAGGGGAUAAGCCUGUUGAGAAUACUGGGUAAUUUGUAAAGUUGAGUUAUUGAUAAAGUUAGAAGUAAGACAAAUUAGAAUUGCAGAGGGUAGGGGAUGUGUAAACCAAGUGUUUACAGUGAUGCAUAUAAGUGAACAGUACUGAGAUAUGAAUAAAGAGCUGUUGCAUUUAUGAAUUUAGAUAAGGUAUGUGGUAAGGUUGAUAGGGAAGAUGUGUUGCAAAAUGUUUGGAGGUGGGGAGAACAGUACCUGCAAUCUGAAGGACUUGUGAGGAUGUUGCAGUCAUGGGGUAAUCUGAACCAUGAUGUCAGCACACUUGGAAUAACAGAGAUUGAAUGAAUGAUGGUGAAUAUUUUUUUUCUGGAUCACCUACUUUUGUAGGAGAUGGCCACUGAGGUAAAAAAAAAAAUUAUUUUUAUGAAUAGAGACCAUGUGUGAUUAUUUUAUGAAUUUUAUUUUUACAACUGUCUUUAAAAUAAGUUUUUGUUUAUUUUAACUGUUCAUGCUGCUGUCGCUGGCUGGUCUUCACUCUUCUGCAUCUUCCUUAGAAAUUAUUAAUAUAUUACGAUGUUGUGUUUUGCACCCCACUUUUGCUUAUUCCAUAAGGCACGUGUAUUAUAUUUAGAAACCAUCACAAACUUUUUCAUUUAUCUUGUAUUAAAUAUUGAAGUGAA